UUUCGAGCUCCUGUAGCGGGUAGGGGAUCGAAGGAUUGGGCCAAUUGCAGCUGAAACGGAUUUGGAACGAAAAAGGGGGUGAGGGAGCAUUCCUGAGUUCCGCCUCUCCUUCUCGAGGCGGUAGUGGGAAAGAGGAUAUACGAAAUACUGCCCACGAAAACCAACGGAUCAAAUCUCUCCGUGCAAAUUACCAGAGGACCGUGGGGAAAAGGCAGGAGGGGAGUGGGGAAGGAGAAAGAGCCAGGGAACUGCACGGGUGGGCGCCUGAGCGCGCCCCUUUUUCAGCAGUGUGGCGGGGUCGCACGCACGCCCGCCUCGGCGGCUGGGCGCUGUUUGCGACAGUGGGGGGAGCGGUGGAGGUGGUGGCGGCAGCGGCAGCUUUACGGCCAGCUCUGGCCGGGCUUGCUUGACGGCGGUGUGGCGGAGGCCCCGCCCGAGGCGGCAGGAGCCUGGAGGGAGGCGGAGGAAUAUGUCUGAGAGGGAAGUGUCGACUGCGCCGGCGGGAACAGACAUGCCUGCGGCCAAGAAGCAGAAGUUAAGCAGUGACGAGAACAGCAACCCAGACCUUUCUGGAGACGAAAACGAUGAUGCUGUCAGUAUAGAAAGUGGUACAAACACUGAACGCCCUGAUACACCUACAAAUACAGCAAAUGCACCUGGAAGAAAAAGUUGGGGGAAGGGAAAGUGGAAGUCAAAGAAAUGCAAAUACUCUUUCAAAUGUGUGAAUAGUCUCAAGGAAGAUCAUAACCAACCAUUAUUUGGAGUUCAAUUUAACUGGCACAGUAAAGAAGGAGACCCAUUAGUGUUUGCAACUGUAGGCAGCAACAGGGUUACCUUGUAUGAAUGUCAUUCACAAGGAGAAAUCCGCUUGUUACAAUCUUAUGUGGAUGCUGAUGCUGAUGAAAACUUUUAUACUUGUGCCUGGACAUAUGAUAGCAAUACAAGCCAUCCUCUGCUGGCUGUGGCUGGAUCCAGAGGCAUAAUUAGGAUAAUUAACCCUAUAACAAUGCAGUGCAUAAAGCAUUAUGUUGGCCAUGGAAAUGCUAUCAAUGAGCUGAAAUUCCACCCAAGAGAUCCAAAUCUUCUCCUGUCAGUAAGUAAAGAUCAUGCGUUGCGGUUGUGGAAUAUCCAAACAGAUACUCUGGUGGCAAUAUUUGGUGGUGUAGAAGGGCACAGAGAUGAAGUUCUAAGUGCUGAUUAUGAUCUUUUGGGUGAAAAAAUAAUGUCCUGUGGUAUGGAUCACUCUCUUAAACUUUGGAGAAUUAAUUCAAAGAGAAUGAUGAAUGCAAUCAAGGAAUCCUAUGAUUAUAAUCCAAAUAAAACUAACAGGCCAUUUAUUUCUCAGAAAAUUCACUUUCCUGACUUUUCUACCAGAGACAUACAUAGGAAUUAUGUCGACUGUGUUCGAUGGUUAGGCGAUUUGAUACUUUCUAAGUCUUGUGAAAAUGCCAUUGUGUGCUGGAAACCUGGAAAAAUGGAAGAUGAUAUAGAUAAAAUUAAACCUAGUGAGUCUAAUGUGACUAUUCUUGGGCGAUUCGAUUACAGCCAAUGUGACAUUUGGUACAUGAGAUUUUCUAUGGAUUUCUGGCAAAAGAUGCUUGCAUUGGGCAAUCAAGUUGGGAAACUUUAUGUUUGGGAUUUAGAAGUAGAAGAUCCUCAUAAAGCCAAGUGCACAACAUUGACUCAUCAGAAAUGUAUUGCUGCUAUUCGACAAACCAGUUUCAGCAGGGACAGCAGUAUUCUUAUAGCUGUCUGCGAUGAUGCCAGUAUUUGGCGCUGGGAUCGACUUCGAUAAAUUUAAACUUUUCCCAAUCAAAAUUAGAGUUGUCUGUAUACAAUAGAAUCUUUUAAUGUAUCUUGCUAGUAGGGGCACAUAAAACAUUUAGAAUUGUUUUUCAGCAUUCAAUCAGGCUGAGCCGAUUGUAGUGAUGUUUACAUUAUUUGUACUGUCUUCCUGCUCAAACUCUACUGCUUUUAAUAAAAUUUAUUUUUGUAAAGUUG
Molecule: messenger RNA, 2001 nt
Organism: Elephantulus edwardii (Cape elephant shrew)
Lineage: Eukaryota; Metazoa; Chordata; Mammalia; Macroscelidea; Macroscelididae
Gene: EED
Product: embryonic ectoderm development
Exons: 12
Coding region: 470-1795 (441 amino acids)
Biological process (GO): negative regulation of transcription by RNA polymerase II
Cellular component (GO): ESC/E(Z) complex
Molecular function (GO): nucleosome binding; protein binding
Source: RefSeq, a predicted model, not a curated record